GAAUUUUCAUGCUUAUGUUUCCUUCACGAUUUCUGGUUUAAUUCUUUUAGGCUGAUUUUUGUGACAUUUAGUAAAGCCACACUUAUACAAUGCGAACUGUAUUUGUAACUGUCGGGACAACAAGUUUUGAUGAUCUUAUUGGCACUGUGACUUCAGAUGACUCUGUAAAGGCACUCAUUCACCGUGGCUACACAGACAUGGUGCUUCAGGUUGGCAGAGGUUCAGUUGUGCCUAAUCUAGACAGCUGUCCUGGACUGACACUACAAGUGUUUCGCUUCAAAGACUCAAUCGUUGAUGACAUGAGACACUCAGACCUGGUCAUCAGUCAUGCUGGAGCAGGAAGCUGUUUGGAAGCACUCGGAGCAAAUAAACCUCUACUCGUUGUGGUCAAUGAUAAAUUAAUGGACAAUCAUCAGCUGGAGCUCGCAAAGCAGCUGCAGGCAGAGUCACAUCUUAUCUACUGCACUUGCAGUACCCUGCCUCAGACCUUGAGGGAUAUGGAUCUGUCUGCUUUGACAACCUAUGAGCCUGGUCAACCGCAGAACUUCGCCAACUUUUUAGAUAAAGCCGUCGGACUUGUUUAAGCACCAUCUCUUGACCCCUGCCAAAUACCCAUGCCAAUUUGGGCUGAGGAUGAAUCUGUUUUAACGGAAAUACCUGCACUGGACCCUUUGGUUGAGAAGAACUGUUUUUACCAAACUAAUAACUGACCUUCAAUGAUAUAUGCACUGAAGGGUUGAAUAAUAUUAGUACAGACACCAUAGU
Pimephales promelas (fathead minnow) is the source of this 765-nucleotide messenger RNA. Its product is annotated as UDP-N-acetylglucosamine transferase subunit ALG13. The record is from RefSeq and is a predicted model, not a curated record. Lineage: Eukaryota; Metazoa; Chordata; Actinopteri; Cypriniformes; Leuciscidae. Gene Ontology annotation, molecular function: hexosyltransferase activity. Gene Ontology annotation, biological process: dolichol-linked oligosaccharide biosynthetic process.